UCUUUUUUUUUGUUUAUAAUUUCAUCAAUUUUAAUAUUAAAAAAUUUAUCAAUCAAUCAAUUAAUCAAUCAAUAAUGGCAUUAACGAAAGAAAUUUCGCAACAAUUACAAGAUAUCGCUAAUCGUUUACGUAUCAAUUCAAUACGUUCAACAAAUGCGGCUAAAUCUGGUCAUCCAACAUCAUGUGCAUCAAUGGCCGAAAUAAUGGCCGUUUUAUUUUUUCGUACAAUGCGUUAUUCAAUAGAUAAACCACGUGGUGCAUCGAAUGAUCGUUUCAUUUUGAGCAAAGGUCAUGCUGCACCAAUUUUGUAUGCUGCAUGGGCUGAAAGUGGCCUUUUUCCUGUGGAAGAUUUAUUGAAUCUUCGAAAAAUUGAUUCCGAUUUAGAAGGUCAUCCAACACCACGUUUGAAUUUUGUCGAUGUUGCUACCGGAUCAUUGGGUCAAGGUUUAUCUAUCGCUGCUGGUAUGGCUUAUGUUGGCAAAUAUAUUGAUAAAGCACCAUAUCGUGUUUAUUGUUUGAUUGGUGAUGGUGAAUCGGCUGAAGGAUCGAUUUGGGAAGCAUUAUCAUUUGCAUCGAAAUAUAAAUUGGAUAAUUUGGUGGCCAUAUUCGAUGUAAAUCGUUUGGGACAAAGUGAACCAACAGCAUUUGGACACGAUAUGCAAUUGUAUAAAGCACGUGUAGAAACAUUUGGUUUCAAUGCAAUUGUUGUCGAUGGUCAUGAUGUUCAGGCUUUGGUUGAAGCUUUUGAUCAGGCUUCUCAAAUUAAAGAUCGUCCAACUGCUGUGAUUGCUCAAACAUUCAAAGGAAAAGGACUUACUGAUGAAAUUGAAGAUAAAGUUAAUUGGCAUGGAAAACCAUUGGGUGAUAAAGCUGAAGCCAUUAUUGCUCAGAUUCAAUCACGAAUCUCAACACCAAAAACAACAUUGAAGCCUGAAUCACCUAUUGUCAAUGUUCCGGAUGUUGAUCUUAGUGUACGAUUGGUGGAACCACCAAAUUAUACGAUUGGACAAAAAGUGGCCACACGUGAAGCUUACGGUACAGCAUUGGUAAAAUUGGGUAAAAGCUGUCCACGUGUUAUCGGUUUGGAUGGUGAUACCAAAAACAGUACUUUCUCUGAUACUUAUCGAAAAACAUUCCAAGAUCGUUUCAUUGAAUGUUAUAUUGCUGAACAGAAUUUGGUUGGUGUUGCAAUCGGUGCCGGUUGUCGUCGACGAACCAUUCCAUUCGUAUCGACAUUCGCUUCGUUUUUCACACGAACAUUUGAUCAACUUCGAAUGGGCGCAAUAUCACAAGCUAAUAUCAAAUGUGUUGGAUCACAUUGUGGUGUAAGCAUUGGUGAAGAUGGUCCAUCACAAAUGGCAUUAGAAGAUUUGGCAAUGUUUCGUGCCAUACCGAAUUCAUUGGUGUUCUAUCCAUCAGAUGCCGUAAGUGUUGAACGUGCAGCUGAAUUAGCUGCACAAUAUCAUGGCAUUACAUUUAUUCGAACAUCACGGCCAGCAACACCAAUCAUUUAUUCGAAUGAUGAAAUAUUUGCUGUUGGCAAAGCUAAAGUGGUACGAUCAUCAAAAAAUGAUCAAAUCCUAUUGAUUGGUGCAUGUGUUACAUUGUUGGAAGCAAUGAAUGCAGCCGAUUUGUUGGCUAAAAAUCAUAAUAUUCAAGCACGAAUUAUCGAUCCAUUUACAAUCAAACCAAUCGAUCGUGAAACGAUUAUCAAAAAUGCUUUAGAGGCUGGUGGCCGUAUCAUUACGAUUGAAGAUCAUUAUCCUGAAGGUGGUAUUGGUGAAGCUGUAGCCGGUGUCAUUGCCGAUAUACCAAACAUCGUAAUGAAACGUUUAGCUAUUCGUGAGAUACCAAGAAGUGGUCCACCAUCUGUAUUGAUUGAAAAAUAUGGCAUUGAUGCAAAAACCAUUGUUAAAAUGGCAUUGGAAAUGAUUGAAAAGAAAUAGUCGUAUAGUAGUAUAUAAGGAAAACAUAUAUUUUCAUGUGUGAAUUGAAUUUUUAAAAUUUUAACAAAUUUUAAUCAUCUCUUUAUAUAUAUCAUUUAA
Molecule: messenger RNA, 2045 nt
Organism: Dermatophagoides farinae (American house dust mite)
Lineage: Eukaryota; Metazoa; Arthropoda; Arachnida; Sarcoptiformes; Pyroglyphidae
Product: transketolase
Molecular function (GO): transketolase activity; thiamine pyrophosphate binding
Source: RefSeq, a predicted model, not a curated record